UAGAAAACAUGGCACUGCUAAAGUCUGGGUGGCUGUGGAGACAAACGUCGGUGCUGAAGCGGUGGAAGUUGAACUGGUGCGACCUAUGGAUAGACGGCUCCCUGUGCUUCUAUAAAACUGACAGGAGGAGGAAUCUGGAGCAAAGGGUCAGCCUGAAGACCCUGUGCGUGGAUGUGCACUCAGGCCUGGAGUGUGGAGACAUAACUCCUCCAGAGAGUAACCCCCGAGAUAACCUGGUGGUGGUGCAGCUCAAAGACGGAUCCACUGUCAACCUGUGUGCCAACAGCGAGGACGAGGCUCUAGCGUGGAAGCUGACCCUGCUGGAGACCCGGAGGAACCCUGUUUUUGCAUACGAUCCCUAUGACGACUCGUACCAGGCCAUCCCUCUGAACGGCCACCACACGGUCUACAUCACUCCAGGAGCCGGGCCAGGGACUCACCAGGUGGUCGUACAGCGGGACCCGUGGGAUGAGCUCACGGAGCACGUGGUCCUGGGGCUGAUCACAGGGAUGGCUGCAGGGGUCGCUAUGAGGUCCUUUCUGUGGAUGCCCUUCUUCUUCUGCUGAGGACUCCACGCAGUCACCUAUUAACAAGGGGUAGAGG
This is a messenger RNA of Periophthalmus magnuspinnatus, 603 nucleotides long. RefSeq names its product pleckstrin homology domain containing B1 (gene plekhb1). Gene Ontology annotation, biological process: regulation of cell differentiation. Lineage: Eukaryota; Metazoa; Chordata; Actinopteri; Gobiiformes; Gobiidae. The record is from RefSeq and is a predicted model, not a curated record. Bases 9 to 566 code for a protein of 185 amino acids. Gene Ontology annotation, cellular component: membrane. The transcript has 6 exons.